ACAUGAGCUGUGGAUCUCUACAACUCCUCCAUAGUUACCGUGGAUCUCUUGGCUGAUUAGCUUUCUCCUUGUCUACCCCAUUUAUGUGGAUGGACAUGUCUUGGGAAGUUUACCAUUCUGCAGAACCCUUUCCAUUUUCAGAUGCUCUGUCAGAUGUUAAAAACUGGGAUGUUGUUUUAGACUCCACAACUUUCUCCCUGACCUGUCUGUUGUGUUCCUUGGUCUUCAUGAUGUUCUUUGUUCAUCAAUGCUUUUUUAACAAACUUCUGAGGCAGAGGACACAUCUGGAUUUACUCUGAGUUUGAACUACACACAAGUGGAGUCCAAUCACUACUUAGGUGACCUUGGAAAGAGGGCUGAAUUCAAAUGCACACCACACUUUUAAGAUUUUUAUUUGUAAAUCAUUUAAAACAAUGUAUCAUUUACCUUACACUUUUGUGUAAGGUCAAAUAAAAUUGCAAUCUGAAAUAAGAACAUAAAUACUUUCGCCACGUACUAUAUGCAAGUAUUUUUAUUUACUUUCGCGUCAGUCUGCGGUAGAAAGUAUAUGGUGCAGCUUACUCUGGACCUACGUGAGGAAAUGGAGGUUUUGACUUGAAUUCCUCCUCCCUGAGUUCACGAUUCCUGCCUGAUGGAAGCUAGAGGUGUUGAUUUUGGGUCAUGGGAAUGUUCUGCACACAAUGAUCAGCGUUUACACGUCAGGAAACCCGCGUGGACCCCGUGGUUGAAUGUCAUUUAAUCGGCGCGUAAUUACGCACAGCGGAACGCUCACAUUCUCGUGGGAUUCCACCUUUUUGUAACUAUACUUUUAACGGCGUGGUAGUGUGAGUCGGGGCGUGGUUCCUGUGUGAAAGUGAACCCCCCACACGACACAAACCACCUCCCCGCCCCAACGCGUUUGCUCCCCUGCCUGAAAACUGCUGUCUGAGGGAAGUUGUGUGACACUGGCUGCACCACGAAUGUACAGAUGCCGCUCUGGCGCUCCUCUGCUCGGUCGCUGCAUGCGUGUGGACAUCCAGAAGCUAUGCCCGGGCUCGUUAAGGUGAGUAAUACAGAUGUUCGGUGCACAAAACAAAGGCAGGUGUUGAAGUUUAUGUCAAGUUUUCAGAAAUGAUCUGUUGCUGCUGCUCAUUCACUUGUUUAAAACUGCCUUCCUCAUUUUGCAGCAGAUGGCACAUCCUACAGCCACUUGUGGAGUAUUCCUGGACUACAGCACAGAGACUUGUUUACUUCUCUGGGACUAGAGGUGUUGCGGAUGACUCCCACCUAUGUAACCCACCUGCAGAUUUCAGUCCGGACACACUUUGCUGAGAUGAAUACGUUAUACAUCGUGAUUGAAGUAGUAAUCGCUGUUCUCUCCAUAUCCGGCAACGUGCUGGUGUGCUGGGCUGUCGCGAUCAACAGCACUCUGAAGAACGCCACCUUCUACUUUCUGGUGUCUCUGGCUGUGGCUGAUAUCCUGGUCGGCUGCCUCGCCAUCCCCUUUGCCAUAAUCAUCAGCAUCGGCUUGCGCCUGAACUUUUACGGGUGCCUCUUCCUCGCCUGUUUUGUCUUGGUACUCACUCAGAGCUCCAUUUUCAGCCUGCUGGCCAUCGCGAUUGACAGAUAUCUGGCCGUGAAGAUCCCAUUGAGGUACAAGGAGCUGAUGACGGGAAAGACUGCCAGAAAGAUCAUAGCAAUUUUAUGGAUCCUCUCUUUUGUUAUUGGCCUUAUUCCCUUCUUUGGGUGGAACUUGAAGUACUCGAGUUGCAGGAACAGCAGCUUGAUCAACUCUACGGACUCCAAACACAGAGACUUGGUAGAGAGGUGCAGACUCAGCUGCCUUUUUGAGAGCGUGGUGGACAUGCAUUACAUGGUGUACUUCAACUUCUUCGUGUGUGUUCUGGUGCCGCUGAUCAUAAUGCUGGGCAUCUACGUGAAGAUCUUCACCGUGGCCAGGAAGCAGCUGAGGCAGAUUGAGCUCAAGUGCGUGGGCAACGGGGACAGCCAAAGCAAGGGGCGGCUGCAGAAGGAGAUCCGGGCCGCCAAGUCCCUCUCCAUCAUCGUGGGACUGUUCGCCGUCUGCUGGCUGCCCGUCCACAUCCUCAACUGCCUGAAGCUGUUUUACAGCGAGCUGAAGAGGCCAGACGUUGUCAUGUAUGUAGCCAUCAUUCUGUCUCAUGCCAACUCUGCAGUUAACCCCAUCAUCUACGCUUACCGCAUCGAGGACUUUAGGAACACCUUCCGUAAAAUCCUGGCCCAGCACUUCUUCUGCCAUAAGGAGGAGCUUUACCUCAGCUCCAACGGCAGCAGACGCAACAGAGACCAGAUCAAGAUGACCAUUGAUCCUCUGCUAUAGAGGCAGAGGACUGUAUCAACAUUGUUGUUUAGUUUUGAGGUUUCUAAUGUUUACAGAACAAUGUGAAGAUGAAUCGAUGUCAAUCCCGCCUUGAAUGUAGACAUCUAUUUAUGCGUUGGGUUGGGAGAGGGUCUAUGAAAUGUUCAACAGAAAGUCUUAAGUAACUUUUUUUUUAGUUUUAAUUGUUAAAAUAGUUCAAGCUAACUGGAUUUGUAGGACUGUGAGGAGGACCCAAACCUAAGAUGCUAUUUAUUGUUCUGAAUUCACCCUGUUCCAACUACAAAAAGUCCUCUUUUUGUGCCCUGCUGUUUUUAUACUAUCAACAUUCAGUGCCAGUGUUAAAAUAAUUUAUUUAUUACAAGACCUUGUCUUUGAGAAUGUAAUGAUCAAAAAACAUGUGUGCAUGUGUGCGUGGCUAGAUCUGUACUUGUGGCGCUAAAGAAAGGUACAGUGGUAGUUAUCCUUCCCUGCGGGUAUUUUGCAGCUCACAAACCUUUAAAUGACAUCAUACUCACUGCUUCAUCUGCUGAGAGAAGGACACAUUUUCCUCAGCCUACAUUUAUUUAUGAAUAUGCAUAUCAUUUAUUAGUAGAGAAUUUUCUCAGAUAAGUUGACCUCAUUGUUCCUUAAAUGUGUUUGUGGAGUGCUAAAGGUUCACUUUAAAGGAUAGUUUAGCAUUUUUAUUGUGAGGUUCUGCUAAAUAGGGUUUCAGUAUUUAGGACAUUUUAAAGACCAAUUUGGUCUAAAUUCAAGACCUUAAUGAAUGAUAAUAACAUGUAUGUAACUCAACAUGUGGUGUAUGACUCCUGUACCUUUCCAUCUAACUGACUUUAAAACCUUCGUAUAUUAUAUGCAGAAAGAACAUAGUUAUUGAAAAGAGCUGAUAGCCAGCUAUUGAAAUCAUAGGAUGCAAUUUACCUUGUCAUUUAUAUACUCAGCCAUGACUAAGAAGCUGGUGGUUAGUUACAAAACAAAUGUUUUGAGUUUAUCAUCCUAACCAAAACACGUUUUAAGGCCCAAAAUUGGGAUGAUUAAAUUUUAUUCUUUUUAUUACUGUUUAAGGCCAUGCAAAAAUCCCGGUUAAAAGUUAGUAACUUACCUGAUUGUAAACUUAAGAUAACUGUUUUAGGGUCUUCAAUUUUCAGAGAGGUCCAGAUUAGUUCCUCCUGGACGUUGAAGCAAACUGGUUACCAGACCAAGACAAACACGCUAUCGAAACCAGCAAAAACAUCCGUCACAUUGGCUUUAAAAUGUUAUUUCCACACACUUCUGCAAGUUUUUUUUUUUUUUUUUUACUCUUGGGGAUCUUAGCAAGAUGUGGUGCUACGCUAAUGAUCUUCUGUGUGAAACAUACUGACACUAGAAUAUCAUAAGCAUUCUGGCUAGAGUAACUGCCUGACAGAGAAGUAACAGUGAUACAAGUAUCGUAGCAUACCGACGGGUUCAGUCUGCAGUAAUGAUUUACACAGAGAAUCAUUCGAAGGACACCAGAGAAAUCAAGAUUAGUUGGUCCUGGAGGCUGAACGGCUAACCCAAGGAGAAGAAGUGGAUUUCGCCCUGUUACUUAAAUGAUCUUCGCUAAGAAAAAUAAGGAGGGCAAAACCUGCUCAAAGUGCUUUAAUAUUUUAAAUCUGAAAAUCUUAUUUCUUUUAUAUCAGAUGAUUACUCUAACCAGAAAUGUUAACCAGGUUUUCGAUACGUUUUCCUCUAUCAUGCAGCAUAAUGUUCCAAGUGUAAAAUAUACAAACCUCUAUGUAAAUAACCUGUAACAGCAAUGUAAUGUUUCAUAAAUAGUGUUCGAAAGAACCAUUAUGAUAUUUUUUAUGACAUUUUUGAAACUGGAGUUGUUUUUAGAUGCUAAAAGUCUUGAUUGGUCUCCAUCUGUUAGCUUCAUUCCACUGGACCAACUAAUCUGGAUUUAUACUAACUGAAGAGUUAUCUAAAACAAAAAAUAAAAGCCAGUUAAUAUCUGAUACUGUCUUUAAUCUUUUAAGAGAACCUCACUUUCAAAAUACUAAACUAUUCUUUUAUUAAAGGGUGAUACAUAACUUUAUUAAGUAGCUUUUUUGCUUGCAUCGUCUUGUAACCACUACAAAUUACCCUGUGACCUUUGCACCUCUACUCCACAGGAAAUGGUUUAGUGGUUGCAUUCAAACUCACUUGCAAAGACAUUCAAUGACAUUUACCUUCAGGAAGUAGAAAACAGUCCCUUAACAGUAGUUUUGCAUUAUCACUAAGCCUUUUUGGCUGCUUGAUACGGAACCACCUUGCAAGAUGACACCUUGAAUCAGAGUCCUUUACCCAACUCCCCAUCGACCGGGCCUUGGUCACACGUUCCUUUAGUGGCUUACGUAAGACUCCAUGAAUGAGUCACGCUCAUUUCAAACCUUCCACACGGUCGAUCUUAAAAGUGACAGACAGAAUAGACAAAAGCCAUUUGAUUUCAGAAAACACAGGAUUUUACCCUUUAAAAUAUGGUGCACUGCAGAACCAUUAUGAUAAACUUUACCUGAGCUGAACAAUGUCAAAUGUGGCAACAAAAACAGGUAAGUCCAGUUUCCAGCGAAAAACAAGUGAAGCAGAUAGCGCUAAGUAAAAAUCUUUAGACAUACAGGCAUUAUAAUUCGAAGGAAAGCUUUUAAGCUGCACAGAACAGUCUCUCUGCAAAGAAAAGUCACGCUGCGUAUGAACUAACAGAGGACCUUUAGGUCACCUCAGAGUUAUCACUACACAAAUGAACAUUGCACUGACGUUUUAAUUUCCUGGUAGGUGUGCUUCACUGGGAUAAAAUACGUGCUCUAGCAUGGGGCACUAGGUCUAUGCUGCUCCUCCUUUCUGCCUCUGUUUUCCACCUCUGUCUGAUUUUAAGGGCUAAAACACAAGGAGUGUCGCAACAUUUAGGGACAUUCCAAUGGAGACAUCUAUACUGUAACUGCACUGUAAUGUUAUCUUGUCGUCUUGGUUGACUGAGGUGUGACAAAAAGUACUGUAGGUGUCCGGCUUUCUGCUCGAUGUCAAACUGUUGCCUUUUUUUAUUUAUUUUGAAGCUAAUACGGACAAUGGAAAGUUCAAUUCCAAUCUUUCAUUCCCAAGUUCCUGUUUGUCUGUGUACUAUCGUGUUUCUAAUCAGGAAAAUGCCUCCGCUGUAGUCGACCUGAUGUCCAACCUUUUCCCAGAGACCGUUUGUUUGUUCAACAAAACUACAACUGAUGUUGCUAUUUGACAUGAUGCAAUCUGUAUGUAUGGUGAAUUAUUUUGUUAAUAAAGGCAAUGUUUAUAUUGUUA
Messenger RNA from Girardinichthys multiradiatus, 5623 nucleotides. RefSeq names its product adenosine A2b receptor (gene adora2b). NCBI's taxonomy places the organism in Eukaryota, Metazoa, Chordata, Actinopteri, Cyprinodontiformes, Goodeidae. Gene Ontology annotation, molecular function: G protein-coupled adenosine receptor activity. The record is from RefSeq and is a predicted model, not a curated record. Gene Ontology annotation, biological process: adenylate cyclase-activating G protein-coupled receptor signaling pathway; vasodilation; G protein-coupled adenosine receptor signaling pathway. The coding region runs from base 1256 to 2338 and encodes 360 amino acids. The transcript is spliced from 2 exons. Gene Ontology annotation, cellular component: membrane.